Molecule: messenger RNA, 1296 nt
Organism: Aspergillus homomorphus CBS 101889
Lineage: Eukaryota; Fungi; Ascomycota; Eurotiomycetes; Eurotiales; Aspergillaceae
Product: cytochrome P450
Exons: 8
Coding region: 1-1296 (431 amino acids)
Biological process (GO): cholesterol catabolic process
Molecular function (GO): heme binding; iron ion binding; cholesterol 24-hydroxylase activity
Source: RefSeq, a predicted model, not a curated record
AUGGUGGUAUUAGACAACGGCAUUGAGACUGUUGUAUAUCUCUCUACACCAUCCCUUUUCACGCCCCUCAAACACCUGCCUACCCCACAUGUUAGUCACAGUGGCAAUGGGGAUUCAUGCACUCUGGAGGUUCCAUAUGUGUGUCUGCAGGAAUAUGUUCAUACCAUCCCAAACCAGGGUCUCUUACGUUACUAUGUGGUUGGGAAUCUAGAGCAAGUCAUUACAAUCAGUUCUAAGGUUUUGAGUGAAUUGCUGGUAUUGCGGCAAGUCCUAGGCGAGGGUCUUCUACUUUCUGAAUGGGAGGUCCACAAGGUAAGUAAAUCACCUACGAAACAUCUUUACUUGCAGCGACUCAUGCCCGCGUUUGUCUAUCGUUAUAUUAUAGUCAGACUGAUUCAUGUAGACAUGAAUCAUAAUUUUAAUUCCCUUCAUGACACAUCCAUUCCCCUCUACAAAUCAUACCAGAAGCUUACAGUAGCCCCAAGCCAAGUCAUCAAAACCUUCAUAAUUAUUGGGAUGCUGCUGGGCAGCAUCGAUAUUACACACUGUUUACCCACCAAGCAUAACCGAGAUAUUUACGAGGGAGGCACAGCCAUCCGUGAUAAUGCUCGCCAAAUAAUUCGGCUUUACAAGAUAAGGAUUCAUAAUGAACCCGGCGGUUCAAGCAGUGUUGAUAUCAUUUCGACUGCCCUGGGGAGCGGAAUAAUAGAUAACGAUAACCGGCUCGACCAACUCAUGACCUUCCUUGGGGCUGAUCAUGAAACCAUCGCUACCGCGAUGCAUGGAACUUCAGAAUCGGUGGAUGCUGCUACAAUUGCCCAUCUCUCUUACCUGAGUGCGAUCUGCAACGAGGUCCUCCGCUUCUACCCACCGGUACCUUCCACAUUUUGCAUUGCCAACAAAGACACCACACUGGCUGGUCAGGACAUCUCAAAAGGUACCGUAUUGAUCAUCUCCCCAAAGAUUGUUAAUCAGAUGGAGGAACUGUGGGGACCGGAUGCGAAGGUCUUCAAUCCCGAUCGGUUCAUGGAAUUCAGGCAGGCGAAUGCCGGGGGCGCGAGCACUCACUACGCAUUUUUGACUUUUCUGCAUGGCCCAAGGGGCUGUAUUGGCCAGUCCUUUGCAAAGCUUGAACUUGCUUGUCUGCUUACUGCAAUGAUCGGACGGCUUCACAUGGAACUUGCGGAGCCUGACAGGGAAUUGGAGCUUCGGGAGGACGUGACGGUUUCUCCAAAAGAUGGUGUAUUGGCAAAGUUAACUCCGCUUGUUUCAUGUAUAAAAUCGCCACUACCUUGA